UCAUGAUUUAAAAAGCAAAGAUGAUACAUUUUACAAAGUAAUAACGUCCCAUGGUCGAUAAAUACAUUCAAACCCGUGUUCCGUAAGGUAAUUCUAUUUUCAAAACGUGAAAUCCGAUAUUUUUAUUUUGGAUUUUAUUUGUUAUAAUUCAAACAUAGCAAAACAAUUAGGAAAGGAAAAGGAAUGAUUAAUAGGACAUUAGUGUGUGAUUUAUAUGGAAUGGAAAAGAAACAAAGGCAAAACAAACCUGACAAGUAACUAGAAACUCACCAAUUUAGAGGUAUAUUACCAUGACGUGUGCGUUGAUCGACAGACCUCAUAUCCUUCAAUCUCAAUUAAACGCACUGUAUAAGAGUCAAAUUAUGAGCAACAAGGAUGAUAUAAAUGAUUCUGACGACGUCUUUUACCCUGGCAGUGUUGAUGAAACUAUUGAAGACAAAAAUGCAAAUGUAGUAACUGUCCCAAAGGAGCUAGAAGACGGACAUACCAGUUGCAGUGAAACGGAAUCAGAAUAUUCGGAAUAUUCGGAAAAUUACAGUCUUGAUUUACGAAUGCAGGAAUUAAAGGAUUACCGAAAUCAAGGUGAUAAAAUUGAGGGAUCAGAAUUGCAUAUAGAAAGCGUUGGAUAUAAUUUGACAGAUACGGAUCUUGAAACAGCAAAGAAUCGUUUACGUUUGGUAAAGGUCUAUGCUCAACUUAAAGAAGAGAUGGAAAAAUCAACAACAAGGAAAAUUGCAGAUCUCUUAUAUCAACAUAGGGAUAAAUUGUUGUCAGGACCGGCACAUGAAAAUAUACAUGCCUCAAAAACCAGAUCAGAGUUUGCAGAAAGGCUGCUGAAACGGGUGCUGAUGGGUCCCGAUAACGUACAUGAAGUGUUUGUAAAAUUCCUAAGACAGGAAGAUGAUAGUUUAGCGGUAAAAAUAGACAGAAUAGUUCUAACGGAUUAUGACUUAAAAGUGUUUUUGGCAAUGGAACGGAAAGCCGAAUCUCACGGACCAAAGCAGUAUAAGAACAAGUUUACUAAAGCUUUUAUGAAGCGUCAUCGUAAGAUUCUGGAGCAUUGGUUGAACGAUAAGAUUGUUGUGGAUUCAAUAAACGACCAGUUUUUAUCAAGACUUAUCUUUGGUAUUGGUGAACAUACAGAUAUUGCUGACAAUUCAAAAGACACAAAAAGCAAACUGAAACUCCUUUUAAGUACAAUUGAAAACUGUCAGCAGGAUAUCAGAGGAGUCUUUGUCGAGAUUUUAAAGUUGGACAAUGUUGGAAUGGCACAUAUACUCGAUAGAUUACGCAAACGAAAUUCUGUCAGUCGAAAAAAUGAGAAAAGAAAAAGUGACGAAACUCUUUUUGCCACACCGCCAAAACGAAAGACCAUACGUAACAACUUAUGUUCAGAUAAAGAGGCAAACAUUGUCAAAACGCUUCAAUCAAGCAAAGGUGCAAACGUUAAAGAUAAACUUUCAGAAUUAGAUUUGGAGUAUGAGGAAACAUGUGAAGGAUCAACUUUGAAAGUUGGCCCCAAAAAAUCCUAA
Ruditapes philippinarum (Manila clam) is the source of this 1532-nucleotide messenger RNA. RefSeq lists its product as uncharacterized. Bases 291 to 1532 code for a protein of 413 amino acids. Lineage: Eukaryota; Metazoa; Mollusca; Bivalvia; Venerida; Veneridae. The record is from RefSeq and is a predicted model, not a curated record. The transcript is spliced from 10 exons.